AAGAUUACUUUUAAUUGAGCUCAAUGAUUAAUUACAUGAACCCAAUAUCGUACGCAUAUUUUUAUAAAUUGCAUGCAAGCGCCUUCUAGUGGGCAGCUGAUACUUACAAAGCAAGUCAGGAAAUUACAUAAUUAUAUAACAAAAAAUUAUUUUGAUGUCGGAAAUAAUCAAAAAUUGAUUUCAAACUCAUCAUUUCUAUAUUUUUUGCAGUUGAAUUGUUUUAGUAAAACUAAUAUGACGGCAAAUCGAGUAAAAUUCCCUUUGCGUCUUCAAUCCAUUGAGGAAAUGGAGGAUGCUUACAAUCUUAAAAAAGAUAAAAUUUUGCGAAGGCAGAAAGGAGUGGAGACUGAACUGAGUAAAAAUCAAACUGUUGAUACAAGUAAACUUCUUAAUUUAAACGGACCUGCAAGUGAAAAUGAUAGAUUGCAUCCUACAGGUACAACAACUUAUCAUUUUCAACGUAGGGGAAGUUUUCUUUAUCGUCCAGAGUGUGAUAAUGAAAAUGGAACAACUCGUACCUCACGGAAUUCUUCAUUUUCAAAUGAUGGGGUUUACGGUGAAGAACUAAUUACUCCGUUUGCACAAGUUCUCUCUUCUCUUCAAAAUAUCAGGACAAACUUUGUCAUGUUAACAAAUAUUCGUGAAAGUGGUAUGCGGCGUGGGUCUGAAGGUUUUCACUCCCACUCAUGUCAGUUGUAUGAGAAAAGUGAUGGAAGCAUGAUUAGAGAUAACAUGUUUAAAAAGUUGACUAUCGAAACAAUGAAAGAAUUUGAUUGGUGUUUGGAACAACUUGAAACACUUGGUGCAAGUAUGUCAAUAAGCGAAAUGGCAACAAAUAAGUUCAAAAAGAUGCUAGACAGAGAGUUAAAAGAUUUUUCUGAGACUGGCUCUGGAGGAGAAGAGGUGUCAGCAUACAUUUACGAUAAUUUUCUUGAUAAAAAAAUAGAGGCAGUUACAAAACGACCAAAUAAACCUUUACGAGCACGCUCAAAAAGUCUGGUGAAUUCAUUAGCAAGAACUGUUAGUGGAUCUGGUUCAGUGCCAAGGUUUGGUGUUGAUAGUGUUGAUGAUAAAAAAUUAGAAAAAUUAAUGGAAAAUGUUGAUAAAUGGAGUUUUGAUAUAUCUCAACUUGCUGUUUUUACAAAAAAUCGUCCACUACUGAGUAUCACAUAUACUAUACUUCAGGCAAGAGACUUGCUAAGACCUUUCAAAAUCCGACCAUGGAUUCUUGCUAAUUACAUCAAUAUUAUUGAGUCACAUUAUGUCAGUGAAGUAUCAUUUCAUAAUUCCCUUCAUGCAGCUGAUGUUGUCCAUGCCACACAUUGUCUCUUAUCUUCAUCUGUUUUUGAAGGUGUCUUUAAUGACCUAGAAAUGCUAGCAGCAAUAAUUGCUAGUGCUAUCCACGAUGUUGAUCACCCUGGUGUUAACAAUCAGUUUUUAGUGAACACUAGUUCUCAAAUGGCAUUAAUGUAUAACGAUGAGAGUGUAUUGGAAAAUCAUCAUUUAGCUGUUGCUUUCCAACUCAUGCAAAACGAUAACUGUGAUAUCUUGGAUUCAUUAUCUAAGUCUGAGCGACAGCUUUUCAGAAAGAUGGUCAUAGAAAUGGUGCUUGCCACAGAUAACGCAAAGCAUAUGAACAUCUUAGGCUCACUUAAAACCAUGGUAGAAACCAAACGACUUUCUGGUGCACCAGUACAACUUGAUACAUUUAAUGAAAAAAUGCAUGUUCUUAAAUGUUUGGUGCAUUGUGCUGAUCUAAGUAAUCCCACAAGGCCUCUUGAUUUAUACAAAAUGUGGGUGGAGCGCCUUAUGGAAGAAUUUUUUAGACAAGGAGAUAUUGAACGUGAACGUGGAAUGGAGAUCAGUCCAAUGAUGGAUAGACAAAAUCCAAAUGUGGAAAAAUCACAGGUCGUUUUUAUUGACUAUGUAGUCCAUCCAUUAUGGGAGACUUGGAGUGACCUUGUGUACCCGGAUGCACAAGAGAUUCUAGAUCGACUUGUUACAAAUCGAGAAUAUUAUCGAUCGUUAAGUUCUACUAAUAUCAGUGGAGAUACUUCGACUUCGCUCUUAACAACGAAAAUACCUGUAACAUGUGAAACCGAUAUUAACGAUUCUUCUGAUGACAAAAAUAUUUCGGGCAAAAAGAAUGUUAAACUUUUUCAGCAGCAAGAAACAGAACGGAUCGAACUUCUCAGUGUAAAAAAUAUACGGCGAAUGUCUGAUACGGACGUUUUGAAAUUCACUAGUAGAGCAGUUAAAUCUACAAAAGAAACAAUUUAUGAAAAUGAGAGUAAACUUUGUAACUGGUCUUUAAAUGCGGCUAAAAAUUCCGGAACCGAUGAAAAUCAGAACUUAUUAAAUGGUGAUUUAUUAACGAACUUGAGGACUAAUGUUACUAGCAUCCAACCACAAGUUUCGUAGCCGUAAAUUUUGGAAUGAGUUGAUUUUAGUUACUCAACUAAAGUCUACAGAAACGCGUAAUAUAUUAACAUGUGACUCACACAUGUUAAAUUAGAUAAUAUCUCUGGAAAAGUCUAGAUUUUUUUGACGACGUGAUAUUAUCAAAAAUGGGUGAAUCUGUUAAAAACUUAUCUUGCUCUCUGGGCAUAUAAAAAUAAACUUGAAAAUCAAGUUACAUGGCGAAGGUAUUUGCAUUCGGUACUUGUCUACUUACCGAUACCGCUCAAAAAGAAAUCUUUGUAUAAAUUUAUCAUAGCUUUCAUAUAUUAUAGGUGUAUUUUAAUGA
Messenger RNA from Hydra vulgaris (swiftwater hydra), 2746 nucleotides. Its product is annotated as 3',5'-cyclic-AMP phosphodiesterase 4C. Gene Ontology annotation, cellular component: cytosol; perinuclear region of cytoplasm; nucleus. Gene Ontology annotation, biological process: signal transduction. Lineage: Eukaryota; Metazoa; Cnidaria; Hydrozoa; Anthoathecata; Hydridae. The record is from RefSeq and is a predicted model, not a curated record. Gene Ontology annotation, molecular function: 3',5'-cyclic-AMP phosphodiesterase activity.